AUGCGCUGGAAUCGAGGCGCCAGAGUUGAGGAGCCGGAAUCGAGAAGCCGGAGUCGAGGAGCCGGAGUCGAGGAGCCGGAGUCGAGGAGCCGGAGUCGAGGAGCCGGAGUCGAGGAGCCGGAGUCGAGGUGCCGGAGUCGAGGUGCCGGAGUCGAGGAGCCGGAGUCGAGGAGCCGGAGUCGAGGAGCCGGAGUCGAGGAGCCGGAGUCGAGGAGCCGGAGUCGAGGAGCCGGAGUCGAGGAGCCGGAGUCGAGGAGCCGGAGUCGAAGAGCCGGAGUCAAAGAGCCAGAGUCGAGGAGCCGGAGUCGAGGAGCCGGAGUCGAGGAGCCGGAGUCGAGGAGCCGGAGUCGAGGAGCCGGAGUCGAGGAGCCGGAGUCGAGGAGCCGGAGUCGAGGAGCCGGAGUCGAGGAGCCGGAGUCGAGGAGCCGGAGUCGAGGAGCCGGAGUCGAGGAGCCGGAGUCGAGGAGCCGGAGUCGAGGAGCUGGAAUCGAUUAA
Ochlerotatus camptorhynchus is the source of this 495-nucleotide messenger RNA. Its product is annotated as serine/arginine-rich splicing factor 4-like. NCBI's taxonomy places the organism in Eukaryota, Metazoa, Arthropoda, Insecta, Diptera, Culicidae. The transcript has a single exon. The record is from RefSeq and is a predicted model, not a curated record. Bases 1 to 495 code for a protein of 164 amino acids.